Lampris incognitus (smalleye Pacific opah) is the source of this 1509-nucleotide messenger RNA. RefSeq names its product zic family member 5 (odd-paired homolog, Drosophila) (gene zic5). Gene Ontology annotation, molecular function: RNA polymerase II cis-regulatory region sequence-specific DNA binding; DNA-binding transcription factor activity, RNA polymerase II-specific. The record is from RefSeq and is a predicted model, not a curated record. Gene Ontology annotation, cellular component: nucleus. The transcript is spliced from 2 exons. NCBI's taxonomy places the organism in Eukaryota, Metazoa, Chordata, Actinopteri, Lampriformes, Lampridae. Gene Ontology annotation, biological process: central nervous system development; regulation of transcription by RNA polymerase II. Bases 25 to 1509 code for a protein of 494 amino acids.
GUGGAUGGACUUGAGAGUGUAGUUAUGGAACCCCCUUUAAGCAAGAGGAAUCCGGCGAUCAGAUUAGCGGAUUUGGCAGCGACUCAAGCCCUUCCUCAUCAGAAUAUGACAGGCUUCCCGGGGCUAGGGGGGCAUCACCCUCUCUCCCACCAUGCCCACCUCCACCCUGGGGAGCUGGGCAACGACCCCGGAGUGGCACUCACUCCAUUUGGACCAGAGCACAUGGCACAGACAAAUGCUCUCAAACUUAGCCCAUCAUCUCAGCACAUUCAGAGCCAUCCCGAAGCCCAGACCGCCGCAUCCUUCACGUCUGCUCAGACCACAGUUGGUUUCCCCGUGGCUCACCCCCACUCAGGCUACACAAGCAGCAGGGACUUCAUCCUCAGGAGAGAACUCUCAGCCUCUGCUAUGCAUGCACUUGGCGACCAGCAUAGUUCCGCCUCCUCCCCUCAUCACCAUGGCAUGUUCAUCUCCCCAACAGGUGCUUAUGGGCACGCGGAAAGUGGGGCCCAUCCACUUUUCACUGGACUCCACGAGCAGGCGUCCCCGGGCGCCCACCACCAUGCCCUCAACGGGCAGAUGCGCCUGGGUUUACCGGGGGACAUCUACGCCAGGCCGGAGCAUUUCGGACACAGGCCGGAGCAUUAUGGACCCUCUUCCCUCCACAGCUACAACUCCAUGAACCUUAACGUGAACAUCGCGUCUGCUCCUCACGGAGCGGCGGGGGCGUUCUUGAGAUACAUGCGGCAGCCCAUUAAGCAAGAGCUGAUUUGCAAGUGGAUCGACCAGGAGCAGACUUCCAAGAAGCCCUGCUCCAAAACCUACAGCACCAUGCACGAGCUGGUCAACCAUGUGACGGUGGAGCACGUCGGGGGACCCGAGCAGAGCGUCCACGUCUGUUUCUGGGAGGAAUGCCCGCGGGAGGGAAAGGCUUUCAAGGCGAAGUACAAACUGAUCAAUCACAUCCGAGUUCACACCGGAGAGAAGCCCUUCCCGUGUCCCUUCCCCGGCUGUGGCAAAGUCUUUGCCCGGUCCGAGAACCUCAAGAUCCACAAGAGGACUCACACAGGAGAGAAACCGUUCAAGUGCGAGUUUGACGGCUGCGACCGGAAAUUCGCCAACAGCAGCGACCGGAAGAAGCACUCUCACGUGCACACCAGCGACAAGCCUUACUACUGCAAAGUCCGCGGCUGUGACAAGUCCUACACGCACCCCAGCUCCCUGCGCAAGCACAUGAAGGUCCACUGCAAGUCCCCGCCGCCCCCCUCCGCCAACGCCGCCUACAUCUCCUCCACCACGCCGCUCGGAGACUCGCUGUCGCCCAACCCGGAGGCGCACCGGAACCGGUCCGCCAACCUGUCGCCUCAGGUGACCAACCUGAACGAGUGGUAUGUGUGUCAGGGCAGCGGGGGUCCCAACCACCUCCACACCCCCUCCAGCGACGUGCCGACGUCAGACUCGGACGACGAGGACUCUUUCAGAACUUCAGACCCGAGGACGAUGCUCUGA